AUGCCGUGCCGUCCGAUAGUGCUAUCAGGGCCGUCAGGAGGAGGUAAAAGCACGAUUCUUACUCGAGCAAUGAAAGAGUACCCCAACUGCUUUGCAUUUAGUGUGUCACAUACUACCCGAAAGCCGAGGGAAGGCGAAGAGCAUGGCGUUCAUUACUGGUUCACUGAUCAAGGUGAAAUGCAGCGCAUGAUCGCCAAUGGUGAAUUCCUUGAACAUGCGACGUUUGGAGGAAAUACUUACGGCACGAGCAAGAAGGCCGUCAGUGACGUUGAGCAGACGGGAAAGAUCUGCGUGCUAGAUAUUGAGUUACAAGGAGUUCGAAAUAUCAAGAAUACUCACUUGAAUGCUCGCUAUAUUCUGAUACGCACUCCUACACUAGAAAUCUUGGUUCCAACCGUUAAGAACCAUGCCGUGCCGUCCGAUAGUGUGCUAUCAGGGCCGUCAGGAGGAGGUAAAAGCACGAUUCUUACUCGAGCAAUGAAAGAGUACCCCAACUGCUUUGCAUUUAGUGUGUCACAUACUACCCGAAAGCCGAGGGAAGGCGAAGAGCAUGGCGUUCAUUACUGGUUCACUGAUCAAGGUGAAAUGCAGCGCAUGAUCGCCAAUGGUGAAUUCCUUGAACAUGCGACGUUUGGAGGAAAUACUUACGGCACGAGCAAGAAGGCCGUCAGUGACGUUGAACAGACGGGAAAGAUCUGCGUGCUAGAUAUUGAGUUACAAGGAGUUCGAAAUAUCAAGAAUACUCACUUGAAUGCUCGCUAUAUUCUGAUACGCACUCCUACACUAGAAAUCUUGGAAUCCCGUCUUCGUGCACGUGGGACGGAAAAGGAAGAGGACAUUGCUAGACGUCUAAAGCAUGCUAGAGAAGACCUUGCGGCCGUGGAAAAAGAUCCGGAUUUGUUCGACCACAUCAUUAUCAAUGAUGAUUUGGAGAGGGCGUACAAAGAGUUUAUCCAUAUAAUUGAAGAGGAUCUUAUGUCGAUUUCGAAUGCGUGA
Molecule: messenger RNA, 996 nt
Organism: Ostertagia ostertagi
Lineage: Eukaryota; Metazoa; Nematoda; Chromadorea; Rhabditida; Trichostrongylidae
Source: the annotation of a GenBank genome assembly